ACAUAUACAAAACACACACACACUGAGCAAUUGACAAUUGGUUGCAGAGAGUGCGGGAGGAGAGUCACAACUACCAGUCCUUGCUCUGCGUCCUGUGAAUUUGGAAGAGUAAGGAAGCUACCUGGAAACUCAUUCCUUACCCUGCAAAACACAUUUCUUUAUAACCACAAACCACUUUCUAUUUUCGCCACCGUCGAUCCAUCACUCUCUUCCGACGAAUUUUGGAAAAUGAAAAUGGGUAAAGGGAUCAUUUUUACCGUUGCAAUGGUGGUCAUUUGCCUUGGUGGAAAAGGGGUGGCAGGACACGAGCAUCAUGUGGUCGGAGCAGACCGUGGCUGGGAUCCAACCUCAGACCUUGUUUCCUGGUCUUCUGGCAGGAUCUUCAGGGUUGGAGACCAAAUUUGGCUGGCAUACUCAGUGGCACAGGGACUGGUGGCUGAGCUGAAAAGCAAAGAGGAAUAUGAGGCGUGUGAUGUGAGAAAUCCCAUCAAAAUGUACAGAGAGGGUCUGCAUGCUAUCCCACUGGAGAGUGAAGGAAUGAGGUACUUUGUGAGCACCCAACCUCAGAACUGCAAAAAUGGUCUGAAGCUCCACAUUGAGGUUCUGCCACAGGGCCAAGGCAUCACAGACAAUAAGUAUUCCACCCUAUCUGAUUUUCAGGCUGCUGCGCCCACUACUCCUUCUGCUUCAACCCGUUAUGGUCAGAGCACUAUGUUGUUGAUCACUGUUUUAUUUUUCCUCAUCAUAUACCUUGCUUAUUGACUGACAUCUGUCACUAGCCUAUAUGUAAGAACCACUGGUUUUAUGUAUUAUUUAGAUACUGUUUUGGGACUUGGGACCCUCGGAUGUUAUAUUUCUUUUAAUGCCAGUAUAUGUCUAGCAAUCUAGUUUAAGAAAGAUAUUUGUUUUCUAGUCUUGUUUCAUGAAUUUAUGUUAUAUGGAAUCUUCUUCAAAUGCGA
Messenger RNA from Vigna angularis (adzuki bean), 959 nucleotides. Its product is annotated as uclacyanin 1. The record is from RefSeq and is a predicted model, not a curated record. Gene Ontology annotation, molecular function: electron transfer activity. NCBI's taxonomy places the organism in Eukaryota, Viridiplantae, Streptophyta, Magnoliopsida, Fabales, Fabaceae. Gene Ontology annotation, cellular component: plasma membrane. The transcript has 2 exons. Bases 229 to 762 code for a protein of 177 amino acids.